Meleagris gallopavo (turkey) is the source of this 4307-nucleotide messenger RNA. NCBI's taxonomy places the organism in Eukaryota, Metazoa, Chordata, Aves, Galliformes, Phasianidae. The record is from RefSeq and is a predicted model, not a curated record.
UCUUUCCUUCUCAGGGUACACCCAUAAAAUAUGAAAGCAAUUCUGGCCAGUCUGCCAUCAAACACAAUGUAAAAUCGUUAAUCACUGGACCAAGCAAGCUACCCCGUGGAAUGCCUCAGCUGGAAAUGGUGCCAGAAAAUGUGAAGGUGGUGGAGCGAGGAAAAUACGAAGAUGUGAAGACCGGGGAUGCAGUACGUUCCCGUCACACGUCAGUAGUCAGCUCUGGUCCCUCUGUUCUCAGGUCAACUCUUCAUGAAACUCCUAAAUCACAACUGAGCCCUGGGAUUUAUGAUGAUACCAAUGCACGGAGAACACCUGUGAACUAUCAGAGUCCAAUGUCCAGGAGUUCACCUAUGAUGAAUAGAGUUAGUGAGGCUGGAAUAUCUUCUGGGAAGUCAGCAAAUCAUGAAAGGAAAAACACACUUACUCCCACACAGAGAGAGAGCGUGCCAGCAAAAUCUCCAGUCCCAGGGGUUGAUCCUGUAGUGGCUCACAGUCCUUUUGACCCUCAUCACAGAGGGGCUACUCCUGAAGUCUAUAGGAGUCAUCUCCCUCCUCACUUAGAUCCUGCUAUGCCGUUUCACAGGGCUCUGGAUCCUGCUGCUGCUGCUUACCUGUUCCAAAGGCAGCUCUCACCCACCCCAGGCUACCCAAGUCAGUAUCAGCUUUACGCAAUGGAGAAUACACGACAGACAAUCCUAAAUGACUACAUUACCUCACAGCAAAUGCAAGUCAACUUACGCCCUGAUGUAACCAGAGGAUUAUCUCCCAGAGAGCAAACUUUAGCUCUCCCAUAUGCAGGAGCAAGAGGAAUUAUUGACCUGAACAAUAUGGCUCCCACUAUCUUAGUGCCUCAUCCUGGAGGAACGAGCACACCACCCAUGGAGAGAAUCACUUACAUCCCUGGUACUCAGCUUACAUUCCCCCCUAGGCCUUACAAUCCUGCUUCUCUGUCACCAGGACACCCUACACACCUGGCAGCUUCUGCAGCUGCGAAUGCUGAAAGGGAACGGGAAAGAGAGAGGGAGAAGGAGCGGGAAAGGGAGAGGGAACGAGAACGGGAGCGGGAAAGAGAACGUGAGCGAGAAAGGGAGAGAAUAACUUCAGUCCCUGCUGAACUUUAUCUUCGACCAGGAACAGAGCAGCCUGGCAGACCUGGCAGUCAUGGAUAUGUUCGGUCCCCAUCCCCUUCAGUUAGAAGCCAGGAAAACAUACUGCAGCAAAGGCCUAGUAUUUUUCAAGGAACCAAUGGGACGAGCGUAAUCACACCUUUGGAUCCUGCUGCUCAGCUUCGUAUCAUGCAGCUCACUCCUGGAGCUCCCUCCAUAACUCAAGGUUUACCUGCUUCCCGCUACAAUACAGCUGCUGAUGCCCUUGCUGCACUAGUAGAUGCUGCAGCCUCUGCUCCUCAGAUGGAAGUUGCCAAAGCAAAAGAUGCCAAGCAUGAAGGAACCAGGAUAGAAGAGAAUGUGGGACGCAGAUCAGCUGUGGUUACUGAGCAGCAGCAGAUAGAGCAGAAAACACUGGAGGUAGAAAAGAGGGCUGUCCAGUGCCCCUAUACAUCUGCAAAUUUUUCUGGUGGCAAAUCCCAGGGACAGUCUUCAACAGUAGUCUAUUCAGAGGCUGGUAAAGAGAAAGGACCUCCUCCUAAAUCCAGGUACGAGGAAGAGCUGAGAACUCGAGGAAAGACCACAAUUACUGCUGCUAACUUCAUAGAUGUGAUCAUCACUCGACAGAUUGCUUCAGACAAGGAUGCACGAGAUAGGGGCUCUCAAAGUUCAGAUUCUUCCAGUAGUUUAUCUUCUCACCGGUAUGAAGCUCCUGGAGAUGCCAUUGAGGUGAUCAGUCCUGCAAAUUCACCUAUACCAACUCAAGAAAAGCUACAGCCCUAUCAACAAGAGACACCUAAACCAAGCCAAGCAGAGGGUGACCCAAACAGGCAGUAUGAAGGGACGAUUCACCGUUACAGGGCACAACAGGAACCCCCUCCUUCACCCCAGCAACCUCCACCUCCUUCCUCCCAGGCAGAAGGGAUGGCACACGUGCCCAGGACACACCGACUUAUCACCCUUGCUGAUCACAUCUGUCAAAUUAUUACACAAGACUUUGCUCGAAACCAGGCAGCUUCUCAGGCCUCUUUGCAGCCUCCCACCACUACAUUCCAGAACUCUACCCCAGCUCCAACGCCUGUUUCUACCCGAGCAAAAACAUCAAAUCGCUACAGCCCCGAGUCACAGUCACAACCAGUCCACCAUCAGAGGCCAGGUGCCAGAGUGUCACCUGAAAAUCUGUCUGACAAGUCCCGGGGAAGACCUGGAAAAUCUCCGGAGAGGAGUCAUGUUUCCUCAGAGCCCUAUGAGCCAAUCUCACCCCCUCAGGUCCCCGUUGUACAUGAGAAACAGGAAAAUAUUCUAUUGCUUUCCCAAAGAGCUGAGCCUACUGAACAGAGGACUGACUCUCGCUCCCCGGGCAGUAUAAGCUACCUGCCUUCAUUUUUCACCAAACUUGAGAACACUUCACCCAUGGUAAAAUCCAAGAAGCAAGAGAUAUUUCGAAAGCUGAACUCAUCUGGUGGAGGCGACUCUGACAUGGCAACUGCUCAGCCAGGGACUGAAAUAUUCAAUUUGCCAGCAGUCACUACCUCAGGUGCAGUCAGUUCUAGGGGUCAUUCCUUUGCAGAUCCUGCCAGUAAUCUGGGUCUAGAAGACAUUAUUAGAAAAGCAUUGAUGGGAAACUUUGAUGACAAGAGCGAGGAUCAUGGAGUUGUAAUGUCACAAUCCAUUGCAGUAGCACCUGGCAAUUCCAGUGCUGUGGUAUCAGCAAGCAAUGAGACACGUAGGGAAGAAGCCAAUCCAUCACCAAAUUCAGGAGGGGGAGUCAGCAAGCAGAAGUUAAUUGGCAAAUCAAACAGUAGGAAGUCAAAGUCUCCGAUUCCUGGACAGGGAUAUUUAGGAACCGAAAGACCUUCUUCUGUCUCAUCUGUACAUUCAGAAGGGGACUACCACAGGCAGACUCCGGUGUGGGCCUGGGAAGAUCGGCCUUCAUCAACAGGUUCCACACAGUUCCCUUACAACCCACUGACAAUGCGGAUGCUCAGCAGUACGCCGCCAACAUCCAUCGCCUGCGCCCCGCCGUCCAUGAGCCAAGCAACCACUCACCAACAGAACAGGAUCUGGGAGCGAGAGCCAGCACCACUGCUUUCAGCACAAUAUGAGACUCUGUCUGACAGUGAUGACUGAACUAUGCAGAUAUUUUUUUGUUUUAAUUUGCGGGUCAAAACAAAAGAUUUUAUUUUUGACUUGUGCCCAGAGAGACUUUCCAAGAGAGCGAGGGCCACACAAUGAAGAAUGAAUGGAGAGUCUGUUAAAUGCCUUCUGCACGGCUGUGUGUCGGAGGAUUGUGAUCAAGAAGGUUGACUUACUAAAGAUAAAUAUGUAAAAAGUUUUUAAAAAUGUGGACUAUUCCUGUUCUACAUCUAUUUGUAAAGAAAACCAUAAUGUCUUUAAAUCAUUCUUCUGUAAAUAGAGAGUACUUUUUGCAGUGUUUUUCCCUUGCUAUAGUAUCUGGUGUACUUAUGUUCAAAUCAUUGCCUAAACUUUGGGGGUCAUUUUGUAAUUUUUUUUUAAAGCAUUUUCUCAGUGUAGAGUUACUCCUCAUAACCGUGGCCUCCCUCCCAGCCUACCCUAACCGUACCCAAACCUCCCAGCCAGCCUAGCAUCGUUGCCCGUUUAAUGCUGUGCCACUUCUUGCAGGCAUUGUGCUUUUCUAUUUUCUUCCCCAGAUACACUUUCUCAGUGGUGUUCAAGCUCUUGUGAAGAUGUUGAUUUAUUAUUUUUUUUUUAAGACUGACCCCAUACUGAACUGUGUACAUGAACAUAGCCAGCUCGCUGGAAUAAGAUGAUAUAUUUCUUUGAAUUUUGAAUUCUGCCACAUUGUACAUUUUUGGUGCAGUUGAUUUUACUUAGCAACACUGCAGAAAUAUUAUUGCAUGGGUAUGUUAUGGUUAAUUUUAAAAAGGAAUAAAAGAAAAAAAAAAAACAACAAAACAAGAAGAGCAGCUUCUGGAGGCUGUACCUCACUGUUAUGCACACUGGGAAUUUCAACUGUGCCCCCAAAGCAAACCUUAAUGUUCUGUGUUUCUGCAUUGUAUGCAGUUGAAAUAGGCUACUAAAUCUUACCGUCGUGUUUAACCACAGCAAAUGGCUUUCCUGGACAGAGGCUCUGGGUGGAUUGAUAAGUCCUUCAAGAAGGAAAAACUCUACAUCCCAAGUUGAAAUAAAAACAAAAUGCUUUUAUAGAAUAAUUGA